AGAUGGAAAACCUUCUCGUGUGGAUCAGGGAGAUAACAACACGACGUCGAUAUGGAUUCUACUUCUACAUGUUAUGGAGCAACAAUCAAAUAUUUGGUUCUAAUACUCUCUAUUGGUUCAGAAUGUUCCGGGGUAAUCAGAGCGCAGGACAAUAAAUCGGGCCUCGGGGCUUCCUUCAUAUUCGGGGAUUCUUUAGUAGAUUCCGGGAACAACAAUUAUCUCCCGACACUGUCGAAGGCGAAUAUCCCGCCAAACAGUUGUGAUUUCAAGGGUUCAGGGGGGAAUCCCACCGGAAGGUACACUAACGGCCGGACAAUUGCAGACAUUGUUGGAGAAGAGUUGGGACAACCAAACUAUGCCGUUCCAUUUUUGGCUCCAAACUCCACAGGCAAAGCAAUCCUCCAUGGAGUGAACUAUGCUUCCGGUGGAGGAGGAAUUCUCAAUGCAACAGGAAGAAUUUUUAUAAAUAGACUGGGUAUGGAUAUUCAGAUUGACUAUUUCAAUAUCACGAGGAAGCAAUUUGACCAGCUCCUCGGGGCAUCAAAAGCGAGAGACUACAUCAUGAAGAAAUCGAUCUUCUCAGUCACAAUCGGUGCCAACGAUUUCCUCAACAAUUACUUGCUCCCUCUCCUCUCAACUGGUACUCGGAUUACGCAGACCCCAGAUUCGUUCAUCCAUGAUAUGAUCAAUCACUUGAGAGAUCAAUUAACAAGGCUAUAUCAAUUGGAUGCAAGGAAGUUUGUGGUGUCGAACGUCGGACCAAUCGGGUGCAUACCGUACCAGAAGUCCAUCAACCAAGUAAAUGAAGACCAGUGUGUGGACUUGCCCAACAAGCUUGCUCAACAGUAUAAUAUCCGUCUCGAGGACUUGCUCUCCGAGCUGAACAACGACCUUCCUGGAGCCACCUUCGUCCAUGCAAAUGUGUACGAUCUGGUGAUGGAACUCAUCACGAAUUACAACCAAUACGGAUUUGAAACAUCAAGUAAAGCGUGUUGUGGUAACGGGGGCCAAUUUGCAGGGAUAAUCCCGUGUGGACCGACCUCGAGUAUGUGCAGCGAUCACUCAAAGUACGUAUUCUGGGACCCGUAUCACCCCAGCGAGGCUGCCAAUCUGUUGCUUGCCAAGCAAUUGCUGGAUGGAACAGACAAAAGAUUCAUUUCCCCGAUGAAUCUCAGGCAACUUCGGGACCUCUCAUGAAUAUUAUUAUGUAUCUACGAGUACAGAUGCGUCAACAUAUAUGCACUUUCAGACGUGCUGAGAUCAUAACUUAGCUGAGUGAAAUUCAUUUCUUGUUUAUUGAGAGCAUUGCCUUAAUUUUUAUUCGAUAUAACGGUGUGUACGAAAAGCUUUCCCGUUGAUCUGAUUGGACUUUUUGCAGAAUAAAUAUAGAUAACAUGGUCA
Messenger RNA from Punica granatum (pomegranate), 1401 nucleotides. The record is from RefSeq and is a predicted model, not a curated record. NCBI's taxonomy places the organism in Eukaryota, Viridiplantae, Streptophyta, Magnoliopsida, Myrtales, Lythraceae.